This is a messenger RNA of Xiphophorus hellerii (green swordtail), 991 nucleotides long. RefSeq lists its product as uncharacterized. The coding region runs from base 1 to 975 and encodes 324 amino acids. NCBI's taxonomy places the organism in Eukaryota, Metazoa, Chordata, Actinopteri, Cyprinodontiformes, Poeciliidae. The record is from RefSeq and is a predicted model, not a curated record. Gene Ontology annotation, biological process: DNA transposition; DNA integration. The transcript has 4 exons. Gene Ontology annotation, molecular function: DNA binding.
AUGGUUACCCCGAAAGAAACACGUGCAGUCAUCAUUGCACUGCACAAAAACGGCCUAACAGGAGAGAAAAUCGCAGCUAGAAAGAUUGCACCUCAGUCAACAAUCUAUCGCAUCAUCAAGAACUUCAAGGAGAGAGGUUCCAUUGUUGCGAGAAAGGUUCCAGAGCGCCCAAGAAAGACCAGCAAGCGCCAGGACCGUCUCUUAAAAGUGUUUCAGCUGCGGGAUCGGGCUACCAGCAGUGCAGAGCUUGCUCAGGAAUGGCAGCAGGCAGGUGUGAGUGCAUCUGCACGCACUGUGAGGCGGAGACUCUUGGAGCAAGGCCUGGUCUCAAGGAGGGCAGCAAAGAAGCCACUUCUCUCCAGGAAAAACAUCAGGGACAGACUGAUAUUCUGCAAAAGCUUGUUCGGAGAAGACAAGGCCUGGAGAUUUACCCUUUGCCAUUUGUUGUAUUGCUACGUCCUUGCUGCAGCGAGGUGUACUUGGGUGUACUUGCCCUCACCUGGUAGACAUCAUGUUUUCCUUCCGGUUCACACCUCGCUGUUUGCUGGCGCUGCACGCCAGCCGCGUACUAAUGCGCUCUUGAAUGAUGCGCUUAACGACGCACUAAUCGCUGAUCGAUCCUUCUUGUGUCGCCAUGUACCUGGGGAUCAGAAAGGGGAAAUUAAAGACGGUAAGCCCCGCUCCCUCAGAUUCACUUGGAAUAUGAGAACCACCAGCUCCAUGGAGCCCUGCGACAUCAUGAGGGAGAUCCGCAAGGUGCUCGACGCCAACAACUGCGACUACGAACAGCAAGAGAGUUUCCUGCUCCUCUGCGUCCAUGGCGACGGGCGGGCCGAGAACCUGGUCCGGUGGGAGAUGGAGGUCUGCGAGCUCCCCCGUCUCUCCCUGAACGGCGUCCGCUUCAAAAGGAUAUCCGGGUCGUCCAUCGCUUUCAAGAACAUUGCUUCCAAAAUAGCCAACGACUUAAAACUAUGAACAAAAGGACUUAAAA